AUAUAUCUCAGAAAAAAAAAUUUCAGCUGUUUUCAAUAACCAAGAUUUUUGUUUCAUAAGCUAACAAUAAUAAAUAUUUAUCUGUUCGAAAUGCCACCAGAAUAUGAAAUACAUAACAGCUUUCACAAAUUCCAAGUGAUUCCCGACGUUUUAAGUUAUUCUCCUGACCAAUAUUUGCAAAUUUUAUAUCGUACUGGUGAAGUAGUAUGGGGUGGAAAUGAAAUAGAACCGACAUAUCUUAAACAAGCGCCCUAUGUUAAUUGGAAUACAGAUUCCAAUGCUACUUACUCACUAAUGAUGAUCAAUCCAGACCAACCAAAUCGUGCCAGACCUGUUUACCGUGAAUUUCUUCACUGGCUUAUUGUAAAUAUACCUGGUAAUAGACUGGAUUAUGGCAAUGAACUUGCUGAAUAUAUUGGACCAGUGCCACCGAUGAAUACAGGCUUGCACAGAAUAGUAUUUUUGGUUUUCAAACAACCAUGUAUACUAAAUUUUGAAGAAAAUUUUAUUUCUGAAAACAAUGGUAUGGAUCGUUUAUCCUUUUCUUCAAAGAAGUUUUCUGCAAAAUAUGAACUUAAUCAUCCUAUUGCUGCCAAUUUUUUUCAAACCGAAUUUGAUAGCUAUGUACCAGAACUGGAACAGCAACUAUUUGGAUAAUGGAAGAGUAAUAUCUUUUUUCUAUAUGUUUUAGUAUUGAAAGAAAUUACCUUUUUCUUAAAUCAUAGUUUUUAUAUAUUUUAAUCUCUAUUCUUCAAGGUGUUCAAUAAAUUU
Messenger RNA from Teleopsis dalmanni, 771 nucleotides. RefSeq names its product protein D2-like. The record is from RefSeq and is a predicted model, not a curated record. The coding region runs from base 91 to 657 and encodes 188 amino acids. The transcript is spliced from 2 exons. NCBI's taxonomy places the organism in Eukaryota, Metazoa, Arthropoda, Insecta, Diptera, Diopsidae.